ACCGCCCAAAAGCCCGCCUCCAUUCACUUGCCACCUCUCUUUUUGCCUUUCGGAGGUGCGCGAGAGCCGCGUGAAGUGUAAACCUCCGGCCACGGCUGCCGGCUCUCUGUUUUCUUCCUAUCGGGCCGGUAAAACGCUGGGCGCCUUCUAAGUGAUGGUCUACGACCCCCGCCCUUUCCUUAAUUCCGUGAGGGAUGCUCUCGGCUCGUUGGAAUCCGGCCUCCGGCGUGCCUCCAAGGAUCUCGAGUUCGAUUCCGGAGACAAGAAACGGACCCCGGAGGCCGAUGAAACGAGGAGACCGUGGUCCUUAUCAGUCACGAAUCCGAUAAAAUCCUUUCCUGGAGACUUCGAUCUCGAGCCAUCGGAUAAGAAGAAGGCGAUGGAUGGGCAAUGCGAAAAUUACUUGCAACUCGGGGCUGCCUGGUCCUUGUUGGUCCAUGGCUUCGUCCAGGCCAUUCCGGCCCCCUUCAAGUCUUCCAACAAGCGUUCCGAGAAGCACCACGGUCAGGAGGUAGCAGGCAUGCCCCCCGAAUCCCCCUCUCUAGUUCUUGAAUUGAAAGGAUCGCAGCAAAAGGGAGAUAAGUGUCCGAUUGUUGUGGCUUCCAAGAAAGAAGAUUUCUUGUCGAUGGAACUGCUUUGCGGCUAUGUGGUUGAUAAUCUCGCACGAAACCUUCCGAUGUUCGAUCAAAUGUGCAAGAAAAUCAAUACAAACUGCUGUCAUGAAUCGCUGGUUUCCAGUCGUAGUGAUCCUUCUAGAUUUGAUCAUCUGGAGUUCCUUAGGUGUUUUAAAGGGAAGAAAGCAGAUGUGGAUCUUUUCCUUGCAAAUAUAGGGAUUGCCAGGGUAGGAGGAGGUGCUUUGGUGGGUGUAGCUUCUGCAAAGGACGAGUGCGAGUUCCAAGCCUCCAAUGGCAGUAGGAAAGGGCCAGGUAGUAUUUCACCACAGAAGCUCGCAAGUGGGUUCUUAAACAUACCGUUGUCAAAUGUCGAGCAGUUGCGAUCCACACUUUCAGCUGUUUCCUUUACAGAGCUGGUUGAGUUAAUCCCACAGUUGAGACGGUCCUCGAAAGAGCAUCCUGAUAAGAAGAAACUAUUCUCUGUUCAGGAUUUCUUCCGUUAUACAGAAGCAGAAGGAAGGCGAUUUUUUGAGGAGCUGGAUAGUGAUGGAGAUGGCCAGGUAACACUUGAAGACCUUGAAAUUGCUAUGAAGAAGAGAAGACUACCAAGGAAGUAUGCUCGAGAAUUUUUGUGCCGCGCUAGAAAACAUUUAUUUUCAAAAUCAAUUGGGUGGAAACAAUUUUUAUCCUUGAUGGAGCAGAAGGAGCCAACUAUGCUUCGAGCUUAUACAACUCUGUGUUUGAGCAAGUCUGGAACACUUCAAAGACAUCAGAUCUUGGCAUCACUGAAAAAUGCUGGCCUUCCUGCAAAUGAAGAUAAUGCUAUUGCUAUGAUGCGUUAUCUGAAUGCAGAUGCUAGAGGAUCUAUUUCUUAUAGCCAUUUUCGGAAUUUCAUGCUGCUUCUUCCUUCUGAGCGCCUUGAAGAUGAUCCUCGGAAUAUCUGGUUUGAAGCAGCCACAGUUGUUUCUGUUUCUCCACCUGUGGAAAUAGCUGCAGGGGGUGUUCUCAAAUCUGCAUUGGCGGGAGGCCUUGCAUGUGCACUUUCUACUUCUGUGAUGCAUCCUCUUGAUACAAUGAAGACACGUGUGCAAGCAUCGACAUUGUCAUUCCCAGAAGUAGUGUCAAAACUUCCACAAAUUGGGCUUCAGGGUUUGUACAGGGGUUCCAUCCCAGCAAUUCUGGGACAAUUUUCAAGCCAUGGAUUGCGGACUGGUAUAUUUGAAGCAAGCAAGCUUGUAUUGACAAAUAUUUCCCCUACACUUCCAGAGAUUCAGGUUCAAUCUUUGGCAUCCUUCUGCAGUACAGUCCUGGGAACAGCGGUACGGAUUCCAUGCGAGGUACUAAAGCAGCGACUACAAGCAGGCAUCUUUGACAGCAUGGGAGAGGCAAUUGUGGGUACUAUGCACCGAGAUGGUAUCCAAGGUUUCUUUCGUGGCACUGGUGCCACACUUUGUCGAGAAGUUCCCUUCUAUGUUGCUGGCAUGAGUCUCUAUGCAGAAGGGAAAAAGGUAGCUUCAUGUCUGGAUAAUGGUAGGAUGCAAUCCCUUGAUAUACUAGAAGGAUUAGUGGUGAUCCGGUUCUCAUUAGACUUCCUGGACCCUAAUGGAAAAGAUAGAAGAUUGCAGAGAACUGGAGCUUAAUGGAAAAGAUAGAUUAUACCAAACAACCAGAAAGUCUUUCACCUGUAUAUGUCAAUUUUAAGUUGCCUAUAUGCUUUUGACUUUAUAAUAAUUCCUCAUCCAUUCCUAUUAAGAACCACAUUACCUCCAUCUGCUGAUUUUUCUUAUGUCUCUCAUUUGUUCGCCCUUGGACAAAAUCUUAGUUGCUCUUCCUGCCCAAUACCUCUGGAUAUCUAUUUCAAAUGUCCAUGCUAACUCAUGUGAUUCUCAACUAUAAUAUCUUCAACAGCGAAUUUUUUGUGCUCCUCUAGAUGAAUUCAUUUCUGAUGCUAUUGUUCUCUCUUUUACCAACUCUACCGCUCAGGGGUAUCGACCCCUUUUUCUGCUCAAUAGAUUGAUCUAUACAACACUUGACACUUAUUGCGACUUUAGAAAGUUCAUCAGUCAAGUAUCUAAGGUAUGCAGCGAUCACCCACCCCAAAAGCACCUCUCUCAUGCACCUAUCUAAUGUAUGCAGUAAUCUAUGACAAGAGAGGUUUUAACGUAAGGGUAAUUCCUGGUUUCUUCUUUGCCUUAGACACACACCUUGCAUAAAAUUCUACAGUCAUGCAGCAAGAUUGUUAGUUCCAUCGUAACAUGUUAUUACAACCUUCAACAUUAUAGUAAGAAGUGAUGCUGAAAAUUAUAUUUAUAGUGAAUGCUUUGGAAGUUAGUAAACUGCAUGAUACAGCUUCAUAUAGGACCCAUUGUGUAAAUACAUUUUCAUUUCUUUCUUUCUUUCUUUUGACUUGAAGAAAAUAUCUGUAUGAAUAGUUAUCUGAUUUUUACUUGAAGGCUGUCCGGAACUUUCUUAGGAGGGAUCUGGAGCCUUGGGAGACCAUCACGGUGGGAGCAUUAUCUGGUGGGAUUGCUGCGGUUGUCACCACCCCUUUUGAUGUUAUGAAGACAAGAACGAUGACUGCUCCUCAGGGCUUGCCGGUUUCGAUGCAGAUGGUGGCCUUCACCAUUCUCGAUGAAGAAGGACUCCUUGGUCUUUUCAAGGGAGCUGUUCCCAGGUUCUUCUGGAUCGCACCACUUGGGGCAAUGAAUUUUGCUGGUUACGAACUAGCAAAGAAGGCAAUGGACAGGACUGAGCAUGCGGUCAGUGAACAGUUGUGUGAGAAGCGGUAGGCCAAUUCUGGCUAACCCUCUCACUGUAUUUAUGACAAAAUGGAGAGGUUGCAUCCAUGGUAGCUUCCCUUUGAGUACGUUAUUG
This is a messenger RNA of Phoenix dactylifera (date palm), 3488 nucleotides long. Lineage: Eukaryota; Viridiplantae; Streptophyta; Magnoliopsida; Arecales; Arecaceae. The record is from RefSeq and is a predicted model, not a curated record.